Molecule: messenger RNA, 5843 nt
Organism: Oreochromis niloticus (Nile tilapia)
Lineage: Eukaryota; Metazoa; Chordata; Actinopteri; Cichliformes; Cichlidae
Gene: sec24c
Product: SEC24 homolog C, COPII coat complex component
Exons: 25
Coding region: 206-3970 (1254 amino acids)
Biological process (GO): intracellular protein transport; COPII-coated vesicle cargo loading; endoplasmic reticulum to Golgi vesicle-mediated transport
Cellular component (GO): endoplasmic reticulum exit site; COPII vesicle coat
Molecular function (GO): zinc ion binding; SNARE binding
Source: RefSeq, a predicted model, not a curated record
UUUGCGGAGUCCGGAUGUGGACGUGGCACAGCGCUGCAGCAGUUCCGCUGAAUGUCCGCUUCUGAUACCGAGAAGGGAUUAGUGAGCAACACCCCGGGACGACAUCGGCGUCUUAGUUUGUCGGCCACCGGGCUUCACAAUUUGCAUCAAAUCUAGGACAGCCUUACUAUUUACAUCACUUUGGAGAUUUAGGGAUGAACUGAGGAUGAAUGUAAACCAGCACACGCCAAUGGCCUCUCCAUAUGGCCAGCCCCAGCCUGGUUAUGGCCAGCCUGGUUACGCUCCCCUGGAUGGGAGCUAUCCAGCACCCUACGCACCCUACAAUGGCCCUGCGUCAGCCUAUCAGCCUGGGGCUCCACCGCAAGGUUACUCUCCUUUCACAAGCUUUCCCUCUAAGGCUUUGGCAGCCAACCCAGUCUCUGACCUCCCCUCUCCUCUUGACUUAGGUCCUGCCAGGGGUCCUCCUACCUCUGGACCCCCGCCUGUCUCAGCACCUCAGCAGUACAAUCAGUACAGUCAGAGUCAAGGGAGCAUGCAGAAUGGACCCCCACCUCCUACACAGGCACCACCCAGACCUGCUGUGUCUCAGCCGUACAACCAGGGUGCUAUGAACCUAUCGGGGCCGCACCCUUCUUAUCCCCAACACUAUGGACCCCCAUCCACAAUGCAGCAGGUUACCAACCAGAUGACGGGGAUGCAGAUCACCUCUGGACCACCAACCGCUGCUGGGCCAGGAUAUGCUCCACCUCACAGCUCCCAGCCUCCCGUCAGUACUGGGUACUCGGCCGCAGCCCAGGCCUCCUACACCCAAGCCCCGCCCCCCGUGUCCUCUGCUCCCACCCAGCCGCCACCUCCCAGCGGCCCCGCAGCUCCUCAGCAAUAUUAUAGCGGCCCACCGCCUUCUUCUCAACAGCCAUUCAAUUCCUCUCUUCCCCCUACCUCUCAGCAGCAGCAGCAGUUCACCUCUUCUGUAACUCCACAGCCUCCUCCUCAACAAACCUUACCUCCAUCCUCUUACUCGGGUCCGGUGCCUCCACAAAGUCAACCUCCUGUUCCCCCAGUGUCCCAGGCACAGCAGUCCUUCCCCACACCCCAGCCCCCUUUCUCUUCAGCACCUCCACCUGUCAGUCAGUCUUCCUUUGCUACUGGCCCCCCACCUUCUGCCCAAGGCUCCUUUCCACCUCAAGGCCCCCCUCCUAGCUCUCAGCCUGGUUCUUUUCCUCCUCCUGGCCCCCCUCUAACCUCAGCCCCCUUUUCCCAGUACCCAGGUCCCAUGCCACCCCAGCAGCAACCCCCUCCAUCUCAGCCAUCCCCCUAUCACUCAGGGCAACAUCCUCCUAGACCUCAAAUGCCUCCCACUUCCAUGGCUCAGAGCAAUCACCUGCCUCCAGGACCACAGGGCCCACCAGGCCCUCCUGGGCCACUACAGCAGCCUCCAUCUCAGCCUGGGAUGCAGACAGGAUACCCUCCUCAGCAGAAUGGUGCUUUUGGGCAGGUAAGAGGCCCUCAGCCUGGGUAUUCAGCCCCUUACCCUGGGCAACCAAACUAUGGAGCGCCAGCUCCUGCUCCACCUGCACAGAAAAGACUUGACCCAGAUGCCAUUCCUAGCCCGCAAGCGUCUGACAUGCCGGCUGUGCAGAAACCGAGACAUAGAAUAGAUCCAGACGCUAUCCCAAGCCCAAUCCAGGUAAUAGAGGAUGACAAGGCUAAAACUACCGAGCCAUUCACCACAGGGGUCAGGGGUCAAGCCCCACCACUGGUCACCACCAACUUCCAGGUUCAAGACCAAGGGAAUGCCAGUCCCAGGUUUAUUCGUUGUACAGCCUACAACAUGCCUUGCACAGCUGAUAUGGCAAAGCAGUCUCAGGUGCCAUUGGCUGCUGUCAUCAAGCCCCUCGCCACGCUGCCACCUGAUGAGCCCCCUCCACUCGUGGUGGACCACGGCGAGAGCGGUCCGAUCCGCUGCAAUCGUUGCAAGGCCUACAUGUGUCCGUACAUGCAGUUCAUAGAGGGAGGUCGCCGCUUCCAGUGUGGUUUCUGCAGCUGUGUCACAGAGGUGCCUCCACAUUACUUCCAGCAUCUGGACCACACCGGUAAGAGGGUGGACUGCUACGACAGGGCGGAGCUUUCACUGGGCAGUUAUGAAUUCCUUGCGACUGUUGACUACUGUAAGAAUAACAAGCUCCCUCAGCCUCCAGCCUUCAUCUUCCUUAUUGAUGUGUCCUACAACGCUGUGAAGAGUGGCAUGGUCAACAUUGUCUGCCAGGAACUCAAGACCCUACUAGACUGCCUGCCCAGGGAGAAUCCCGAAGCGGAAUCUGCAGUGCGAGUGGGUUUUGUCACCUACAACAAGGUUUUGCACUUCUACAACGUCAAGUCGAGCUUGGCCCAGCCCCAGAUGAUGGUGGUGUCAGACGUGUCAGACAUGUUUGUACCCCUGCUUGACGGGUUCCUGGUGAAUGUAAAUGAAAGCAGACAAGUUAUCGAGAGUUUGCUGGACCAGAUCCCAGAGAUGUUUGCAGACACCAGGGAGACGGAGACGGUGUUUGGACCCGUCAUCCAAGCGGGACUGGAGGCACUAAAGGCUGCUGACUGUGCUGGGAAGCUGUUUGUGUUUCACACCUCUUUGCCCAUCGCGGAGGCCCCAGGAAAACUAAAAAACAGAGAAGACAAGAAGCUGAUUGGAACAGACAAGGAGAAGUCGCUAUUUCAGCCUCAGGUGGGUUUCUACAGCUCUCUGGCUAAGGAGUGUGUAGCCCAGGGCUGUUGUGUGGAUCUUUUCCUCUUCCCCAACCAGUAUGUGGAUGUUGCCACAUUAGGUGUGGUUCCCGUCUCCACUGGAGGUUCAGUCUAUAAAUACACAUACUUCCAGGCUCAGUCGGAUCAGGAGCGAUUCCUAAACGACCUCAGACGAGACGUUCAGAAACUUGUUGGAUUUGAUGCUGUUAUGAGGGUGCGAACCAGCACAGGCAUCCGAGCAACAGACUUCUUCGGCUCCUUUUAUAUGAGUAACACCACAGAUGUGGAGCUGGCAGGCCUCGACUGUGACAAGGCCAUCACUGUUGAGUUCAAACACGAUGACAAGCUCAGCGAGGAGACGGGGGCGCUCAUGCAGUGUGCUGUGCUGUACACCAGCUGCAGCGGCCAGAGGCGUCUCCGCAUCCACAACAUGGCCGUGAACUGCUGCUCUCAGCUGGCUGACCUGUACCGCAACUGUGAGACAGACACAAUCAUCAACUACUUCUCCAAAUACGCUUUCCGUGGCAUUCUCAGCAACCCCACUAAGGCAGUGAGAGAAACUCUGGUGAACCAGUGUGCUCAGAUUCUGGCGUGCUACAGGAAGAACUGUGCAAGUCCCUCAUCUGCUGGUCAGUUGAUUCUCCCAGAGUGUAUGAAGUUGCUCCCGGUUUAUCUGAACUGCGUGCUGAAGAGUGAUGUGCUGCUACCUGGAGCCGACGUUUCAUUGGAUGACCGAGCUUACCUGAGACAGCUGAUCAGCUGCAUGGAUGUUGCAGAGACUCACGUCUUUUUCUACCCCCGCCUGCUGCCAGUGAUGAAAUUGGAAAGCGGUUCGUUGCCGGUGGCAGUGAGGGACUCGGAGGAGAGGUUGUCGAAAGGAGGAGUUUACCUGCUGGAGACCGGGCUCCACCUGUUCCUGUGGGUGGGCGCCAGCGUUCAGCAGGAGCUGCUGCUCAACAUCUUUGGCACGCCGAGCUUCAGCCAGAUCGACUCAAACAUGACAAGUCUGCCUGUUCUUGACAACCCCAUCUCUCAGGCUCUCAGAGAGCUCAUUUAUUCUUUCAGAGCACAGCGAUCACGAUACAUGAAGCUGAUGGUGGUGAAGCAGGAAGACAGGGCCGAGCUGAUAUUCAGACACUUCCUAGUCGAGGACAAGAGCGCCAGCGGGGGAGCGUCAUACGUAGACUUCCUGUGUCACAUGCACAAGGAGAUCCGCCAGCUCCUCAGCUAGGCCCCCCCCACUGCAAAUUCCCACCUUCACCUGUAUGAUCCUCCACCACUACCACCACCACACAGAUCCACCCCAGUCACCUUUCCAUGUGAAAGAAAGCUCUUGAUCUUUAUUUCCUUUCCUUUUUUUUUUUUUAAACCUAAUAAACUAAAGCUCCCCUUGCUGUCUGUCAGCUGAGCACCAGAGACCAGCUGGCUAGAUCACAUGUGUGCGUGACAGUGCGAGUGUGUAUCUGUGUGUGAGUGAGAGAGAGAGAGACAGAGGGGGGAUCUGAUGUUAAUAAAGCUUUACUCUGCCUCAAAUCUGCUGCUCCACAGCAGCAGGAGCGAAAUAACUUAUGAGGGAGAGUAAUGUACAUACAAAAAUGAACAAUUACGUAUGCAACAGACUGACGGAGAAGGCGUAUGCCGGCUGUAGUUGGUGUAAUGUCUGUAUUAAAAGCACUGAAAGGCUGUUUUGGGUGCAUGAAUGACUCUUGGAUAGCAAACACUUUUUAUAUGACUAAAUCCCAUUACAGUGAAGGACAUAGGGAAUUGAAUAAAUGCUGUUCUUUCUGUCUCUCAUCCACUAUAAUCAUGGCCUUAGUACCCCCUUCCUCCCCUUCUGUUCCCAUGCUGCUCCAAUCAUCCGUAAUGUGUGUGUGUGUGUGUGUGUGUGUGUGUGUGUGUGUGUGUGUGUGUGUGUGUGUUUCCAGAUGUGAGAGGAUUAGUGACCCAUUGCCCAGUUUUGUUUUGUUUUUUAAAUCUCCUGCUGUGUCUCCAGGUGCGAGCAUCUGACUUUAAGCCCUCGAUUAACAACUCAAACUGGAGUCUGAUGUGAUCUUACCAACAGGAAGCACUGAAAAUAAAGGUGCAUGUAAUUUCUGUGACUGCUGAAUCACUACAGUAAUCGGAAAUUCAGAUUGGUUUCAAUCAGCUUCAGUUGAGUUUCGCUCACCGGGGCGAGCAUCUGUCUCUCGAGACUGUCAUGAGAGGAAGCUCUCAUUAUUUCCAGGUCUAUGCAGCACUGAGAAAAGCCAGAGACAAACUGAAGGGGAAAUGAAUGAGGCGUGUGAAUCUAUUAUUUUAAGCGUCACAGUGAGGGGAAACGUGCUCCCGAUCGCUUUGUUUGUUGGGCGAUUGUUGAAGGCGAGUAGUGCUGCAGACUUUAUAUUAACCGAAGGCGUUGAUGUCUGGGUUUGUAUGAAAGCAGGCAGAGAUGAGCACAGAGCGGCAGCAGACGUGUGAACACCAGUGAAUGUUUGCAAAGUUUUGGGUUGCCUCCGCACUGAAGUUGACAAGCUGUUCAGUGUGUAAAUAAAAUAUAUAAUCUGUACAGAAUUAAUAGAAAAAUAACGAUUUUAAAGGCCUGCCUGAACGGCUGUGGUUUGUUGAUGGUUGGUUUGUGUCACAAAUAGCCUAAAUAUAAAAUCAUGGCUUUUACUGAGGAGAGGAAGACGUGGUUUUUCUUUUUUUUUCCUUUUUCUUUUCUCGAUAUGUCUGCGUGAAUGUGAGGUGUGCGAUUGUGUGAAUGUGGGGUCGGUCCUGGUGAAUUUCUCCUGAGGAACAGAGGGAUCAGCCAACACACACACACACACACACACACACACACACACACACACACACACACACACACACACACACACACACACACACACACACACACACACACACCACCCAUGAGGUUAAACUCGGUCUUCAUUUAUCACUUUGUUCCUUUUAUAACGACGUGACUUUGUGCUCUGUGUGUGUGUGCAGCCCUCUGUUCCGUCUUUAUGUUCACUGACUUCGAUUGACCCGCCGUCUUGACUGUAAUCUUAAUUUCUGUUCCUUUAUUCUUUCUUUUUUUUCAUUGCCUCUUGGGACUGCUAAUAAAAUGAUUGUUUAAAGUGAAA